Messenger RNA from Entelurus aequoreus (snake pipefish), 5598 nucleotides. RefSeq names its product Kruppel like factor 12b (gene klf12b). Gene Ontology annotation, molecular function: RNA polymerase II cis-regulatory region sequence-specific DNA binding; DNA-binding transcription factor activity, RNA polymerase II-specific. NCBI's taxonomy places the organism in Eukaryota, Metazoa, Chordata, Actinopteri, Syngnathiformes, Syngnathidae. The record is from RefSeq and is a predicted model, not a curated record. The transcript has 6 exons. Bases 253 to 1323 code for a protein of 356 amino acids. Gene Ontology annotation, biological process: regulation of transcription by RNA polymerase II.
UCUGUGCAGAGCUCUCCAUUCAUUUCCUGAGAGCUGCCUGCCUGCCUGCCUGCGCGCAGCAGCUGAGAGGCAGAAGGGGAGGGAGCUGCGCGCACACACACACACACACACACACACACACACACACACACACAUUACACACACACACACACGUCCAUACUCACAGAUAGGAGAGGGGGGAAAAGGAGACCGUGGAAAGGAAAACAGUCUCCACGGCUCUGCAGCUUCUGACAAGGCUGCUGAAGAGACAGGAUGUUAAUGCUCGACGGAAUGCCUGCAGUACGAGUCAAGACCGAGCCCCUGGAAUCGGAACAAGGGUCUCCCAAAGUGCGUCCUUACUCGGCGAUGGACGGCGUGCCCUUCUUCCUCAGCCGAGUGAAGGCGGAGCCUCCAGAAGACCUUCUGGCUCACGACCUGCACUUCCACACGCAGACCGAGCCGGUGGACCUGUCCAUCAACAAGCCCCGCCCCUCCUCAUCCUCCCACAUCAUGUCGUCCUCGCCGCGGAGAUCCGCCUUCUCGCCGUCGUCUCUGUCGUCGUCCUCUUCUUCUUCGUCGCCGUCCGUCAUCACCUCCGCCUCCUCGUUGCUGUCGCCGGGCCCUCUGGUGGCGCCCGGCGGCGGGAUGAGAGGUCAGCCAUAUUUGCACAUCCUGCACUCUGUGCCGCCGCCGCCGUCCAGCCCGCUGGGCCUGCAGGCUCUGGGCAAGCUGGGCAGUCACGUGCACCGCAUCCCCGUGGUGGUGCAGUCGCUGCCCCUCAUGUACACCACCGCCGUGCGCUCGCCCUCCAGCCUCAACAACGCCAUCAUGCUACCUCUGCUGGACGACGCCAAGAGCCAGGGCAAAGCGCACAUGGAGCACAACGGCCUGUCGCCACGGCAGAUAAAAAGCGACAGCGACGACGACGACCUGCCCAACGUGACCUUGGACAGCGUCAACGAGACCGGCUCCACUGCACUGUCUAUAGCCCGCGCAGUACAAGAUUCCAUGUCACCGUUCAGUAUUGACAGCAUACGUCGCCCGCGGCGGUCGGAGUCGCCCGAUUCGAAAAAGAGGCGAAUCCACAGAUGCGACUUUGAGGGCUGCAAUAAGGUUUACACCAAGAGCUCUCAUUUAAAAGCACAUCGGAGGACACACACAGGAGAAAAGCCUUACAAAUGCACCUGGGACGGCUGCACGUGGAAGUUCGCCCGCUCCGACGAGCUGACCCGACAUUACCGCAAGCACACCGGGGUGAAGCCCUUCAAGUGUGCGGACUGUGACCGCAGCUUCUCCAGGUCGGACCACUUGGCUCUGCACCGACGCCGACACAUGCUGGUGUGAGCCCCCAUGCAGCUGCCGGGGGAGCGGGAUCUCCCUGGGAAUGUUUUUCAGCAGGCCUGGAUGCAGCACAUCCAACACACAUCCAGAGAGAGAGAGAGAGAGAGAGAGCACAAAACAGGGUCAAUUUGGACUUGGAAGGAACAUCAGGAUCUUUUAAUUGUUCUGAAGCAGCACUGUUUGUAAAUGCUUGGCUUUGAUUAUUUCCGGCUGCUUUUACAGCAUUUAUAAUGUGAAAGACCCCCGUUUUUUUCUCUCCACGCUGGCUCUUUUCAAGCAGAUUGGACGCUUGGCCAGCAGAGGGCGCCACUGGAUGACAGAAGCAGCCCACAGUGGAGACCACCCUUUCAUACUGGUCCUGCCUGGCCCAUGAGACCACCCUUUCAGCUGGUCCUGGCCCAUGAGACCACCCUUUCAGCUGGUCCUGGUCCAUGAGACCACCCUUUCAGCUGGUCCUGGUCCAUGAGACCACCCUUUCAGCCGGUCCUGGUCCAUGAGACCACCCUUUCAGCUGGUCUUGCCUGGCCCAUGAGCAGCACAAAGCCAUCAGUGAGCAGGAAGGUGGGUUCACUCGCAGAUAUCCUCUUUUUUUAAUUUUUUUUUAAGGUGGACCUUUUUAGUGCUGUGAUUAGCAAUCAGAUCCGUGGAAAAAAAACAAAAAAAACAAGUGCAAUCUCACCAGGUCAUGUUUCUUUCUUGAAAUUGCUCGUGAACUGAGAACUUUGAAAACAAUCAAGAGAAUAUUUACCGCCACAGAGGCACCUUAAGGACUCUUUUGCUUUUUCUUCUUCUUCUACUCUCAGCCCAGGUUUGGAAUUUAGUCGUUUUUGGGGUUUGUUUUUUUUUGCACAGCAGCACUUGACUGUACGCCGGCUGAAGUGUUACAAAGAUGGCGGCACACAAGUGAAUACAGACGAGCAAUACUUUCUGAACACCGAGCUCCGCCCUCUUUGCGUCCUCUUUCUCGAUGUCAAGAUUUUGCUCCGCCCUCGGCUCGUUUUUUGCUCAUUUCAUCCAACGUCAACACACUUUGUCAAGUCUGGAUUUUUGAUACAUUUUGGUUGUGGCGCACUUUGUUUUUGCGGCACAAAACAGUACGCGGGGGGCCCCCGGGGGUCAGACAUGGUAUUGCUCGCUCCAAAAACAAACAAAAGCUCGGAGAAACUUACCAAAAGCCCCCUCGAAAAACACAAAUGCUCAACGUUUACGACACCAAGUCAAAAGUUUGGAGACGCCUCCCCAUUCAAUAGCAUGAGCAAGUGGGUCUAAACCAGUGGUUCUUAACCUGGGUUCCAUGGAACCCUAGGGGUUCGGUGAGUCGGGCUCAGGGGUUCGGCGGAGGUCAAGACACACCCGACUCAUCGUGUAAAUACAAACUUCUCCCUAUCGGCGUAUUAUGCUAGGUUCACACCAACGGCGCGUUAAAGCGUAACAAAGCCUGAUUAAAGCGUAACAAAGCCUGAUUAAAGCGUGAGGGUCGUAAUGGAUCGUGGGAAAGCUUGUAGUGAAGCGGGACAAGUUCGCCAAACAUUUUUAAACGGUUUUAAAAAAUUCAGCGCUCUGUCAAGGAUGGAAUAAAGCGCCGAGAGCGUAUCAAAGCCUGACAAAGUCUGACAAAGCUCAGCAAAGCUUGACUCAAAGCGUAGGAAAGCUUAACAGAUCUUGGUUCAAAGCGCCGACCUCAGUCUACAACUACAAAUAGGAAGGGACUGUGAUAUUGACUAGUGACAUUGAAUAUAAAAAAUAAAAGAAAUGCCUUUUAUUGUUGUCAACUAGCAUAAGAAAUGAAAGAUAUAUGUUUAUUAAGAUGACAAAGAAAUAAAAGAAAUGAAGAUAUAAAACAUAAUAAAUACCGUAAUUUCCGGACUAUAAGCGGCACCUGACUAUAAGCCGCACCAGCUAAAUUUAGGGGAAAAUACAGAUUGCUCCAUAUAUAAGCCGCACCCGACUAUAAGCCGCAGGGUUUUGAUGUGUAAUUAGCGUAGUAUAUAGGGCUUCCUGCUACCACGGAGGGGAUUGUCGGGACAGAGAUGACUGUUUGGGAACGCAAAGCGUCCCAUUUAUUAACUAUAAAUCUUUCAAUCAUUCAAUCAAACUUUCACAUCUUUGACAUGGCGAACAGCAUUCGUGCAGAGUACAAAUAAUACAACGGUGCAAAGUAAUACAAAGUGCUCGCCUGUACGUUAUCAAAAUAACCAGCCUACCGGUAUAUGAAAAGUCAGUCUUUAAUCAUUGUGUCAUCGUCUUCCUCCUGCGUACUAAAACCACCCAAAUCCUCUUCGUCGGUGUCGGAGAAGAACAGGCCGUAUAUAAGCCGCACCCUUGUAUAAGCCGCAGGGACCGGAACGAGGGGAAAAAGUAGCGGCUUAUAGUCCGGAAAUUACGGUAAUAAACAUAAUAUAACGGGAAAAAAAGAGAAAUUUAAAAAAUAAAUGAAUAUAAAAAAUGUGUUGAAAACAGUAUACUGAGUUUUUCACUUUUUUUUAAACUUAUUUGUUUAUCAUAUUUCUCUUUUUUAUUACAGUAUGUGUUUUAUCCUGUGUAUAAUAAAACAAAAAGAGAAAUCAAAUAAAUAGAUAAAUCUAAAAAAAUGUGGGGAAAACUUAGUAUACUGAGUUUUUCACAUUUUUUUUUUACUCAUUUGUUUAUCAUAUUUCUCUUUUUUAUUACAUUAUGUGUGCGCACGCAAUUUAUUCAUCAAAUUCACAAAAUAAUAAUCACAGCAUCUUCCAAAUUGCACAUAACUAUAUAACAAUAUCACAUUUCAAAGUCAUUAUUACAAAUGAAUGUUCAUAAUGUUCAUGACACGUUAAUUCCAAUGCACAACAGAGCUUGAUAAUCGUGUCGGAGCCUGAUUUAAAGCGUCAUGGAUCGCAUCAAAGCAUAAUAAAGUUCAAUAAAGCGUAAUAAAACGUAUCAAAGCGUGAUUUAAAGCGUAUCAAAGCGGGAUCAAAGCGGCAUCAAAUCGUGAGGAACGGUAAUUCGUCCCCCCAAAGCGGCAACUAAUUCGUAUCAGAGCGUAUCAAAGCAUAACUUUACUUCGGAGAUCGGGAUAUUCGUGGAAAAAUUGACAAAAAUGACGGCGCUUUGCUCGCCGCUUCAAAGCGCGGCAAGCGCCGUUGGUGUGAACCAGGCAUAACGGAUACGGCAACAGCUGACUGAUUUGCAGGUGUGUCAUUUGUUGUGGGUUUAUGCACUGUGUUGGGUUUGUUGUUUGAACAAGGUGAUGUUCAUGCACGCUUCAUUUUGUGCACCACUAAUAAAACAUGGUAACACUUUAGUAUGGGGAACAUAUUCACCAUUAAUUAGAUGUUUGUUAACAUGCAAAUUAGUAACAUAUUGGCUCUUAACUAGUCAUUAUUAAGUAUUUAUUAAUGCCUUAUUCAGCAUGGCCUUAUUAUAACCCUAACCCUCUAACCCUAACCCUUACCAAAUAACUCUAAAUUAAGUCUUUGUUACUUAGAAUAUGUUCCCCAUACUAAAGUGUUACCAAAAACAUAUAACUUUGUCUUGAAUUUGAAAAAAAAAAAAACAUUUUAUUUUUCACUAAAGAAGGGUUGGGUGAAUGCGCGUAUGAAACUGGUGGGGUUCGGUACCUCCAACAAGGUUAAGAACCACUGCUCUAAACCUUUGACCGGUCCAGUGUCGUAAUCAUAACAAUAAUACGUAUUGAUUAAUUACAGUGGAAACUCUUAAGGCUUGUAUCUCCAAACAAUUCUCCCCCGUAGGAACGCAAUUAGUCUGUUCCGGCGUCAAUUGUAGCCUAUACAUGUUUAAAGUAACAUUUGAACAUCUUUAAUUGACAAAAAGUCUCCAGUAUGACAACAAGCAGUAUAGCAGCAAGCUAGCGAACGGAACAAGGGAUGUGAGGAAACUUAUAAAGAAAUAAUAAUAAUAAUAACCAAAUAACCCCCAAAAAUGAUCUUGUUUUUUACUGAACCUCUGAGUUUUCUGUUCAAAUUUUGCAUCAUUCAAAAAAAUGACUUAAUAUUAUCAAUAAUAAUAAUGGCAUUUAGGUAUGAGGGGCCGUUAGGGUAAUCAUUCAGAAUGACCUCCUACAUACACUACUGAAAUGCUCUCACAUAAACAACUGAAAUGUUUUUCUCUCACAGGUAUGAGGGGCCGUUAGGGUAAUCAUUCAGAAUGACCUCCUACAUACACUACUGAAAUGCUCUCACAUAAACAACUGAAAUGUUUUUCUCUCACACUCACUACUGAAAUGUUUUUCCCUCACACACACUACUAAAAUGCUCUUACAUACACUACUGAAAUGCUCUC